AAAUGUCAACAGACAACAAUCUGAUUCAGAUUUGGUUGGUGUUGGUGUUUGGGAUACCAAAUUAUCAGUUUGUGUAUUUAUUAGCUUCCCAAAUCAAAAAAUGUCUUCACCACUAGAAAAUCUGGAGACCCAACUUGAAAUGUUCAUCGAAAACGUGCGGCAAAUUCGCAUCAUCGUUAGCGAUUUCCAGCCGCAAGGGCAGAGUGUCCUGAAUCAGAAGAUACAGUCUCUGGUCACUGGCUUGCAGGAGGUGGAUAAACUGAAAUCUCAAGUGCAUGAUAUUCAUGUUCCUACUGAGGUGUUUGACUACAUUGACCAAGGUCGCAACCCUCAGCUGUACACUAAAGACUGCAUAGACAAGGCCUUGGCCAAGAAUGAAGAGGUUAAAGGAAAGAUAGACUCAUACAAGCGUUUCAAGAGUCACCUUCUGUCCGAGCUCUCCAAAACAUUCCCCAAUGAAAUAGCUAAAUAUAAAGCUAUUAGGGGUGGGGAAUAGAUACUAAGUGUAAUUUAGUUUUAGUUUUUUAGUUUAUUGUAAGUUUUGUAACUAUCUCCAUGGGCCAAUGAUGUAGUGUGUUGUAAGAUGUCAACUAUCCUGAAAAUACAUUUUCUGUUAGUAUUUUUGUGCCCAUUACAUACUUCCGCGUAAGCAGUGAACAGCAUAUUUUUUUGAAUAAAAGACUUUUCAAAA
Molecule: messenger RNA, 691 nt
Organism: Helicoverpa armigera (cotton bollworm)
Lineage: Eukaryota; Metazoa; Arthropoda; Insecta; Lepidoptera; Noctuidae
Gene: MED10
Product: mediator of RNA polymerase II transcription subunit 10
Exons: 3
Coding region: 101-496 (131 amino acids)
Biological process (GO): positive regulation of transcription by RNA polymerase II
Cellular component (GO): mediator complex
Molecular function (GO): transcription coregulator activity
Source: RefSeq, a predicted model, not a curated record